Molecule: messenger RNA, 885 nt
Organism: Kwoniella shivajii
Lineage: Eukaryota; Fungi; Basidiomycota; Tremellomycetes; Tremellales; Cryptococcaceae
Exons: 3
Coding region: 1-885 (294 amino acids)
Molecular function (GO): ubiquitin-like protein transferase activity
Source: RefSeq, a predicted model, not a curated record
AUGAAGGAGCAACGAAAUGAUCUCCCUGAAAUACCAUUUGCGAAGUACGAGUCUUUCUCUAUGGGGUGUUCGGACUUGAUCAAGAGGUAUGAAGGAGGGGGUAUCUCAGACGUAGAGCUGAACGAGGGAGGGAUCAACAGAGGUUGGGAAUGGAUGGAAGAUGGAUCGAUACCUGAUCAAGGAUAUUUAUAUAGAAGAGUCAGUCGAUAUAUUCGUUAUGAUAUCGAGGGGGAGCGACAUUCAGAGGUAAAGUCGUCCUCGAUAGAACCCGAACAAGAUAAAGACGAAGAAGAAUUAUCGCAAGUCGUAGAGGACGAACAGUUGGAAGAAGGUAUUGAAGAUGAAGCAAUCGCCAAAUCACCGAUCUCUUUAAAAUCCACCACUCAGACCGAAAGUGAUAUCAAAGACCAAACAGAAGGAAAAACACUCAAUGAUAUCAAUCACAAUGUUGGUCAACAAUUACAAAGAAUUGAUAUGGAGCAAUAUAUAAUCUAUUCAAAAACGUAUAAAUCUCCCGAAUUCGUCUUUAGAGCUUUUGACAAUACUGGAGCACUAUUAUCUGUUGAUCAAUUGCUUUCAUCCAAAUUCUUACGUCCAAUCGAAACUUCUCCAACACAAUCUUCAAAUUCAAAUUCAGAUUCAAAUUCAAAUUCAAAUUCCACAUCGACAUCGACAUCGACAUCGACAGGAUCUCAACUCCCAAUGAUACAAUCUACGCGACUUCCUUCGACUGGUGAAUUACUGUUAGGUAUCCAUCCCUAUAGACUCAGCGAAGCGGUCGAACAGAUCUUGCAGAAUGCCACACCGUCCACCGGCUCAGAAAGCCAUUGGUUGGAAUGCUGGUUAGUGCUUACGAAUAACGUUGUCGAUUUAUCUUAUCCAUAA